This is a messenger RNA of Eucalyptus grandis, 1530 nucleotides long. Its product is annotated as TMV resistance protein N-like. The transcript is spliced from 2 exons. Lineage: Eukaryota; Viridiplantae; Streptophyta; Magnoliopsida; Myrtales; Myrtaceae. The record is from RefSeq and is a predicted model, not a curated record. The coding region runs from base 1 to 1530 and encodes 509 amino acids. Gene Ontology annotation, biological process: signal transduction; defense response. Gene Ontology annotation, molecular function: ADP binding.
AUGGCACCACCCAACGACACAUCAGGAAUGGAGUUCGAGGUGUUCCUGAGUUUCAGGGGACCGGAUACUCGGGACAACUUUACUAGUUGCCUCUAUCAUAACAUGGUCGAAAAAGGAAUUCGCGUCUUUAGAGAUGACGAAGAGCUCCGAGUCAGUGAACAGAUUGGUGGAAACCUUCUGCGAGCCCUUGAUGACACUCAAAUCUAUAUUCCCAUCUUCUCUAAGGGUUUUGCUUCCAGUAUAUGGUGCCUCCGUGAGGUUGCACAUAUGGUAGAUUGCACUUCAAAGUCGAAUGGGAAGAAAGAGAUCCUCCCCCUUUUCUUUGAUGUGAAGUCGGAUGAUGUCAAGCUUAGAACUGAAUUGUACAGUAAUGCCUUGUCUGAGCAUGAGAAGAAGUAUGGUCUCGAUGAGGUGAAGCGCUGGAAGGCUGCUCUUCGUGAGGUUGCAACUGGACUAGGUUGGAAGCGGGAAGGGAAAGAAUCUCUUCCUAACCAUCUGGUUGAAGUGGAUGAUCAACGGGUUAUAGAAGAAUUGUUGGAUGCCCACUCUGAUGGUGUGUGUUUUGUUAUAAUACAUGGGACUGGUGGCAUUGGUAAAUCAACUCUUGCUAAGGUUAUCUUCAACCGAUUCUUGUCUAAAUUCAAUUACUCUAGUUUCCUUGAAGAUGUCCAACAUCAUGGUCUUUUAGAAGUGCAAAAGAAACUGUUAUCCGAUAUACUAGGCUCAAGCUCUAAUGAUGGAAUCCAUGACACCAACGACGGGAUCAAUCGCAUAAGAAGAGGACUUAGCAACAAGAGAGUUUUGGUUGUUAUUGAUAAUGUGGACGAAAAGAGACAACUCGAGACUCUCGCGGGGAGCUGCGAUUGGUUUGGUUCUGGAAGUAGGAUCAUGGUCACAGUUAGGGACAUACGCAUAGUGCUAAAUGAGGACAAACAAACCCGACCAAGUAAUUACUUGGCUCACCCAGUAAAUGAGAUGCCUUUGGAUAGAGCAAUUCUACUUUUCAAUAGACAUGCAUUUAGAAGUGAUACCCCUCCUAAGAAUUGCUACAAUUUCUCGAAAGAAGUUGUUUCAAGCAUAGGAAGGCUUCCUUUGACUCUAGAAGUCGUGGGUUCUCUUUUCGCCCGCACGAACAAAUCAGAGUGGCACGAGACAUUGAAGGACUUAAAGCAAGUUCCGCCUAGUGAUGUCAAAAAAUCACUAAUGCUAAGUAUCAACAAAUUGGACGCUAAAGAAAAAGCCAUAUUCCUAGACAUAGCAUGUUUUUGCAUCAAGGAGGAUAAGACUUAUGCGGAUAACAUGUGGCAUAGUAGUGGCUAUUCUCCACGUAGUGCGAUUGAUGUUCUUCUCCUCAUGUCAUUGAUAAAGAUCGAUGAGCACAAUUCUUUCUGGAUGCAUGAUGAAGUUCGAGAUCUAGGAAGGUACAUUGUCAUGGCAGAGAAUUUUGAAGAUGCUGAAAAGCGCCGUUGGGUGCGAAUUGAUGAGAAUACUCAAGUCAUUAUGAGGAGCAAAGAGGUGAAAUUUAUUUAG